UUUCUGUGUUUUCCUAGAGCGGGGAAAGUCCCUGCGGUCAGAGCUCAGUCAGAUUGCCUGAGAGCUCAAGGCAAGGUGAUGAAAUACUACGAGUUGAUAACUAGAAAAAAUGUGGUAAAUGGAGUUAUAGGAGCUUCGGCCCUCUAUCUUGUGUCCAAGACUCUCCUAGCAAUGCUCAGAAGUCCCCCCUUCAACCUGGAGUCAAGCAGCAUAAACAGACGUUGUGUUGAAUAUUACCCAAUUCCAUCUAUAAGAGUGAAAGUUCCUGGAGAACUCAGGCGACUCCUGCAGUCCCUCGGUCCAAGCUUAGAUACCAGCUCCAAGAGGACAACGCUUAAUACCAUCACACAGUGUAUCCAUCUAAAGGAAUCAGAGGCAAAUUCAUGUACCAACGAUGACAUAAAAUUGGUGGCAUCAUUCCUGGAUGAUACGGAUAGAGUCACCCAAACUGAGGCACUGAACGCCCUCAAAGCCUUCACUGCCGUCUGGAGGUUCAAAAUCAAAAUCCAGGAAUAUGUCCCCAAGGUCGUUGAGCUGGUGACCAGCAGCUGGGAUGCCAAUAUGCAGGUUGCUGGGUUAAGGCUGCUGAAUGGAUUGAAUAUACCAGAUCAAACUCACCCUCUGCUGAAAAGGCUGCUACCAAACUUCAUGGAUAUUCUGUUCAUGGCUAAUACUUUGGCUAAGGUGCAAGUUCUCAAGUUCCUCAGCACACUUGCCCAGAAGGAAGACAUGCUGUACGACAUCAUGAAUUGUCGGGCACCACCUCAGUUCCUGAACUUCAUCCAACCUUCUCUCCCAACGAACCUGCUUCUUGAGAUGUUAGUCUUUGUGGAGCGGCUUAACGAGGGGCGCCUGUCUCCACAAUACCAGUCGGUUCAGUGGCAGUACACUGAUCACUCCAUUCAUGAAAUCCUCUUUGGUGACAACUCCCACCUAUCCAACUGCUUGCUCACUCUCAUCAUUCACCCAGAGGAGGAGAUCCAGAUUCAGGCUUGCAAGGUCAUACUCAGCCUCCGGCUUGACAAAGAUGAGAGCAGGGUGGUCAGUGGACUCCCCUUUGGGGCCAACAUCAGCGCCUACCCCCUUGAAUCAACGAGAAUUAGCCAAGUCCCAGGCAGCAGCUCUGGCAACCAGUCUUUUAGUCCCAGCACCCUCUCUUCUGGCACUGUGGACUUCUCCGUAGACACUACCCAGGACAACAGUGGCUACAGCUUUCACCCCCUCCAAGGCACCGAUGAGACUGGCCACAGCUUCUAUCCCCUCGAGAGAGCUGACCACAGCUUCCACCCCCUUCCGAAUGUCAGUGUCAACAGCAGUGACCAUGUCCUUGAUGACCCCAGAGGCAGCUUUCGUCCUCUUCCAGCUGAUGUCUCAGGUGAUGAUGACAGCAGCAUUUGA
Molecule: messenger RNA, 1398 nt
Organism: Elgaria multicarinata webbii
Lineage: Eukaryota; Metazoa; Chordata; Lepidosauria; Squamata; Anguidae
Product: armadillo repeat-containing protein 12-like
Exons: 7
Cellular component (GO): nucleus
Source: RefSeq, a predicted model, not a curated record